Molecule: messenger RNA, 3367 nt
Organism: Neocloeon triangulifer
Lineage: Eukaryota; Metazoa; Arthropoda; Insecta; Ephemeroptera; Baetidae
Gene: Art4
Product: histone-arginine methyltransferase CARMER
Exons: 12
Coding region: 418-2280 (620 amino acids)
Biological process (GO): peptidyl-arginine methylation
Molecular function (GO): protein-arginine N-methyltransferase activity
Source: RefSeq, a predicted model, not a curated record
CGAGGUGGCAGCACUGGGCAGCUCGCACAGAAUUUUUAAAUUUCGCGCUUCGCUCGUGAGAGGACCGCUUUAAUUCAGUCGAUUCAGUCCCUUGAUUCAGUCCUUAUUGGUAUUUUUUGAAAACGCAGGAGGAGGAAACAAAAGGGGGGCGAGGUCGCCGAGGUCAAGGAGCCCAAGGAGGCCGAGGUGCCCGAGUCAUGGCGUAAAUUAUUCUCCUGAAAGUCCUGAACGCGACAAUAGCAAACGUUGUCGCGGUCGUGAGAAUCGUGCGAGUUGCUUCAGAUGCUUGAAGAUUGUGAUGGCUGUUUAACGGUGCAUGUUGAUGAGCAAAAAUCGUAAACAAGUCGCCGAAAGAAGCCGGCUCUCGAGGUAGAAAGAAAAGAAAAAAUUCAAGCAGCGCACACACUUUGGCUCGCCAUGGAGGGCUGCGAAUUGAAAACGACGACAGAGGAGACGACCAUGGUCACAGGGGUGACCGUCCAGGAGGUUGGCCCCAAUGGCAACCUCAUGCCUAAGUUCAACACCCCAGUCGACGUUUCCAUUUCGUACGACCCCGAAGGAGCCAGCAUAAAAGUCACCCGAGGACCCGACAGGGUUGAGAUAAUGGAAUUCCCGGUCACCUCGGAGGUGGAGUGCUGCAGAAUGGGAGAUCGGGGUUACCUCUUCAGGCUGGACAUCGAGACUAUUUUAUUUGUUUUCCGUGACGAAAAGGAUGCCAGGGCUUUUCACGACAGAGUUGCUAAGGUAAAAGCAAACAAUGUAACCAUCUCUGUGUUCAAAGAAAGAACAGAUGAGUCAUCAGCAUCCCAGUACUUCCAAUUCUACGGCUACCUGUCUCAACAGCAAAACAUGAUGCAGGACUAUGUGCGCACCAGCACUUACCAGAGGGCCUUCCUUGUUAAUGAAGUCGACUUCAAGGACAAGGUGGUCUUGGAUGUUGGGGCUGGCUCAGGCAUUCUCUCCUUUUUCGCAGUGCAGGCCGGUGCUAAGAAGGUCUACGCCGUUGAGGCCAGCUCUAUGGCUCUGCACGCAAAGGCUGUUGUUGAAGCAAACAAAUUGUCAGACGUGAUUGAAGUGCGAGCAGGAAAAAUAGAAGAGCUAGAGAUUCCGGAAUUUGUUGAUGUGAUAAUUUCGGAGCCAAUGGGCUAUAUGCUUUACAACGAGCGCAUGUUGGAGACAUAUUUGCACGCCAAGAAGUGGCUCAAGCCUGGCGGACACAUGUACCCAAGCAGGGGUGAUCUCCACAUUGCGCCCUUCACCGACGACUCGCUCUACAUGGAGCACUUUGCGAAAGCCAACUUCUGGUACCAACAAAACUUUCAUGGAGUGGAUCUGAGCAGCUUGCGCAAGGCAGCCAUGAAAGAGUACUUCCGCCAGCCCAUUGUCGACACUUUCGACUUUAGAAUUUGCAUGGCUAAGUCAGUGCGGCACAUACUUGAUUUCAAGACUGCAGACGAAAAAGAUCUCCACAAAAUAGAGGUUCCACUGGAGUUCCACCUGCUCCAGUCCGGGACAGUCCACGGCCUUGCUUUCUGGUUUGAUGUUGCCUUUGGAGGUUCUGCGCAAACCGUGUGGCUCUCUACUGCACCUACCGAGCCCCUGACUCAUUGGUACCAGGUUCGCUGCCUCCUUGAAACACCCAUAUUUGUCAAGCAAGGACAACUUCUCACCGGACGAGUUUUGCUUCUUGCCAAUAAAAGGCAAAGUUAUGACGUGGUGAUUGAGCUAUGUGUGGAAGGCACCGGUAUCCGCUCAGCCAACACUCUGGACCUAAAAAAUCCCUUCUUCCGGUACACGGGUCAGGCGCCCCAACCCCCAGUUGGUUCAAAUCAGUCUUCUCCAAGUGAAAACAUUUGGUCGCAGCUAGAUGCCCAGGGAGCACGACAAGCCGUCAACAUGGUCAACGGAAUCAUGGUGAAUGGUCUAGGUGACGUUUCGAUGGACGCCUCCCACCAGCAGAACAACAUCAUCAACACGUCUUAUCUCCAUCCAGGCUCCAUUCCCAGCACAGGUCGCCAACGCGUUUCACAAGGGACGGCUACGUCAACUCACCAGUCACAGCUUAUUGGCGGCGGAAUCGCGCCUACUUUAUUUACCACUUCGCAAACGCCAAGUAUGGGUAUGGGCUCAACUGCAGCAGGCUUGGCAGCGGCGUAUCCCAUGACCAACAUGUUAAUUGGCGACUACACAGCCCACCAGGCAGCCAAUGUGCUGAUACCUGAUUUCACUGGCGUCGGUCGAGACGGCAUGCAGCAGCUGGUCACUGGUUACCGGCAAUAGUUUUUUAGACAUAAUUAAUUCUCCUCCCUGAUCGCUUUCACUCGAUCGUGGGCCAUGCAAUUCCGUAACGAGCAGCUCGCCAUGCUCUUUGAUUGUACGCAAGGCAAUAUGAUACCUAUGUAUUUAUGGAAGAAUUUGCACACCUUGGAAAUCCGAAGCAGCAACCUGUAAAUACUUUCGGAAGCCAACGUGUCUUUAUGUACUCAGAAAUUUUUUGUGUCACUAUUGGGUACAGCUCAACUGUGUUGAUUUAUUGUUGCUUCAAGACCUAUGAGGGUUUCCAGAUAUCAUGAUUUUGACCUUUUUUCAUUCGUCAACCAAAUUUAUUGUGUCAGGCGCCAUAUUGGAAUGCUGGUCUUAAGAAAUAAAUUAUUUUCAACGUGUGGUUAAUUUAAAAUUAUCUAUCUAAAAAUUUGACUGGAAACCUGUCGGAACAUUUUAGUGCUAAGGAUUUAAUAAUUUGACUUCGAUAUGAAAUUUCUCAUUUUAUGUUUGCAACGGAGUUAAUAAAGUUAUUAAGAACCUAGAUCCUGGUAAACCACCUCUGAGACUAGUAUUUUUGUAGGAUUCCACUUAUUGUUAGCAACCAGUACAAUAGUUUGCUCAUUCCCCUCCCCCAUCAUGUCUUUUUUUCAAACAAAAUAAGGGAUCUCGUUUUGUUCUUAAACAUCAACUGUAGCACUUUGAUAAAAAAAUUCCCAGACCAUGUUAACUUCAAUUAAGUAAAUAAAGAAUGAAAAUAAGUAAAAGUUGAGUUUAAUCUUAAUUUUCCUAGAAAAUGUGAGAAUAAUGAGAAAAUGAAUGCCACUGAAAAUCUUGAUUUGAAAAGCUGUUUAUUAUGCAACACUAUUUGGUAAUCACUAACAUAAUUUAUUAAAUGACAACCAAGAGACAUACUUGAACUAUAUUUGUGUCCUCUCUCUCUCCUGCAUUUGUGGACCACUAACAAUAAUAACGACUUGCAGUUUGGCAGUCUCUAGAUAAUUGAAAUAAAUAACGUUUGCUCUUGUUCAAAUAUAUAAAACGAUUCUUUUACAAUCAAAUUUUUUUCUCUGGCAAACUAACAGUUUGUGAUAAAUUUUCAGUA